CCCCAGUAUUACAACAUCGAAACGACCACCGUUUCGUUCUUCCUCCAUUUCUUCAACACAGAGUAGAGAAAAUUAACAACCACAACAAUGUCAUGUUUGAAAGGCUUGCCAGCAAUGGGAGGACGUUUAAAAACUCCAAAUUUCCCCUGGUUUGAAACAAAUCCUUGUUGGUGAGGGUAUUACAGUAGAAGUUAAAGGAGCUCAAGAAAUCUCUCUUUUUUACUCUUCUGAUAUCGAUCUACCAAUGAAUGGAAGUGCCAAGUGUAGUGGAGGGAAGAGUGACAUUUGGCCCUUUCUGCAUUCAACUUGCAUGGCUCUGAUUCCUAUUCGCAUAUCAGGGUCUGCAUCUUUGGUUGCUUAUAGAGCUCGAAAUCCCUAUGCACACAUAGAAACUACAUUGAUUUCAGAGGAUGUUAUUGAGCUGCUUCCAGAAAAAUGUUACCAUGGUCGUAUGUUUAAAAAGCGAGCAUGUCCAAUUGAUUCCUUAAGUUUGAAAUUAAGUAUGUUGGAGAAAGUUUUGAAGAGUCUUCUUGGUCGUAAGAUACUUCAAGGUCAGCUUUUUGGCCUUCUCAAAGCAAAUAUUAAAGCAUCAGCUGUUGUAAGGUUCCACAUAGAAUUAGAAAGAGACAUAAGGAAUAAUGUCACUCUUAAUCGUACGAUUCCUGAUUGGAGAACAAAGCCUAGUUUUGAAAGGUUUUUGUUUGAGAUACUGGCCAGAGUUGAGGAAAACAGGCUCAAGCCUCUUUUAAUCACGAAGGUAAAACCUUUUACUGGAUCUGUUUCGGUUUCGUGGGCCAAUUUGAUGUCGAAUAUGUCAUAUACAAAGUUGAGACCCGUUUUUCUUCCUCAAGAACCUCUUACACUGGAUGUGAAAUGGUAGGAGAAACCAAGUAUGAUAUCUUUUUUAACGAGUUUCUAGAUCAUGUUUGUAGAUUCUUCUGCUGAUCUUGUUAUAUGCAAGAGUUCACCAAUUCUUGUAAAAUAUUACACUCAUGAUUGGUCCUGUAAAUACCAACAUAGGAUAGGAGAAAGAAGUGAUUUUACACAAUUUA
Vigna unguiculata (cowpea) is the source of this 1052-nucleotide messenger RNA. RefSeq names its product protein TUNICAMYCIN INDUCED 1-like. Lineage: Eukaryota; Viridiplantae; Streptophyta; Magnoliopsida; Fabales; Fabaceae. The record is from RefSeq and is a predicted model, not a curated record.